CCGGCGAGCGCUGUUCGAGAAGAGGAAGCGGCUAAGCGACUACGCGCUCAUCUUCGGAAUGUUCGGCAUCGUCGUCAUGGUCAUCGAGACCGAGCUGUCCUGGGGGCUCUACUCCAAGGACUCCAUGUUCUCCCUGGCCCUGAAAUGCCUUAUCAGCCUCUCCACCGUCAUCCUGCUGGGGCUCAUCAUCGCCUACCACACGCGGGAGGUGCAGCUCUUUGUGAUCGACAACGGUGCCGACGACUGGCGGAUCGCCAUGACGUACGAGCGCAUCCUCUACAUCAGCCUGGAGAUGCUGGUUUGUGCCAUUCACCCCAUCCCUGGGGAGUACAAAUUUUUCUGGACCGCACGCUUGGCGUUCUCCUACACUCCCUCUCGGGCGGAGGCGGACGUGGACAUCAUCCUGUCCAUCCCCAUGUUCCUGAGGCUCUACCUGAUUGCACGUGUCAUGCUGCUGCACAGCAAGCUCUUCACCGACGCCUCGUCGCGCAGCAUUGGUGCGCUCAACAAGAUCAACUUCAACACUCGUUUUGUCAUGAAGACCCUCAUGACCAUCUGCCCUGGGACGGUGCUGCUGGUGUUCAGCAUCUCCCUCUGGAUCAUCGCCGCGUGGACGGUGCGGGUGUGUGAGAGGUACCACGACCAGCAGGACGUGACCAGCAACUUCCUGGGUGCCAUGUGGCUCAUCUCCAUCACCUUCCUCUCCAUCGGGUAUGGGGACAUGGUGCCGCACACCUACUGUGGGAAGGGGGUCUGUCUGCUCACUGGCAUCAUGGGCGCCGGCUGCACAGCCCUGGUGGUGGCUGUGGUGGCCCGAAAGCUGGAGCUCACCAAAGCUGAGAAGCACGUUCACAACUUCAUGAUGGACACGCAGCUGACCAAGAGGAUCAAGAACGCGGCGGCCAACGUCCUGCGGGAGACGUGGCUCAUCUACAAGCACACCAAGCUGCUGAAAAAGAUUGACCACGCCAAAGUCCGGAAGCACCAGAGGAAAUUCCUACAAGCCAUUCACCAGCUGCGCAGUGUGAAGAUGGAGCAGCGGAAGCUGAGCGACCAGGCCAACACGCUGGUCGACCUCUCGAAGAUGCAGAACGUGAUGUACGACCUCAUCACCGAGCUCAACGACCGCAGCGAGGACCUGGAGAAGCAGCUCGGCAGCCUGGAGUCCAAACUGGAGCAGCUGAGCGCCAGCUUCAACUCACUGCCUCUGCUGCUGGCCGACAUGCUGCGCCAGCAGCACCAGCGCCUGCUCGCCGCCGUGGUGGAGGCUCGGGCGGUUGCCGUGCCUGCCGGCACCCCGCAGACCCCUCUAUCCGAGAGCCCCAUCGGGGUCAGCUCCACCUCCUUCCCCACCCCGUACACCAGCUCCAGCAGCUGCUAAAAGCGCAGAGCAAAGCCCCCUCCUGGCGCUCCGUGGACACGGGGAGAGCUGGCGGCGGCCCCGAGGACUCGGUGUUCCCUCUGGGAACGGUGUUGGAGCGGUGAUGCCUUGGGAUGGACAUCUCCCCCCUUCUCCCCUCCCCCCCAGACCCACUCCCUUUCCCCCCGUUUCGGUGCCUCUACUCGUGGUGAAGGAAGGGGACGGAGGCGACGCUUCGCGCCGCGGCGCUCGGUGGAGGACAGGAAUCCACGCUCAAUCUCAGGUCUUCACAUUGAAAACAAAACAAAACGAACACAAACCAGUCGGAAGCACUGAAGCGACGGAGACACCGGAGGGAGAAUCGCACCGUGUGGAGCUCGGGGCUACGGGGGGGGGCACAGGGCUGCUCACCCCCACCCCCUCCCAAUGCGUUCCCCUCCUCCUGACCUUGGAGUUCUUGCACAGCUCUGCCCUGAGAUGUCCGUGCUCCGUCCCGUCUCCUUGCCAAGACACCAACACGUUCCCCUCGCUCUGUUCCAGGGUAGGUGGUGGGCUCCGAGCUGAGCGGGGUUCUCUCUGCAGCACCGGUGCUCUCUGUUGGGGCAGAACCAGAUCUUCGUUUUGGCUCAUUGGAGCCUCGAGCAGUGCUUAAUACAGGUGGGGACGGCCCCACCGCUGCCCCCCGCCCCAUCCAGAGGUCUCCAAAGCCCAGAACACCCUUGAGGUCGGGGAAGGCGCCGGGCACAGCUCCGACCCCGAUGCCACAGACGAUGCUCAGUGUGGGACACUUCAUCUGUUUAAAACCACCCCAUCCCACACCACUCCUGCUGGGGGUCAGCAGCACUGGGGAGUGAAGAUUGGGGUUCUGCCCAGUCCCUGCGCUGCCCCCGCUUUGGGGACGGCGUUUGCUGCUCUCAUUGAAAACGCAGCAGAGGAUAUUUAUAUAUUUUUAAACAGAUGAAGUAAGCGUGUAAUUACUCCGUGAUAUUAAUUACACAUCACCCGGCAGUGUCAGUAAUUGUAAUCAAAAGCCACUGUGUUACUCCAGGUAUACUCAGCCUGUAAUCUUCUCCUUUGUAACUCUUUCGGUCCCGUCAGUAACGCUGCGUUCCGUGCGCACGUAGGCAGGAAUGGAUCAGCCCCAGUGCAGAGGAAUUGCUGUGCAAAACCCCACUCCCUGCUGCUGGAACGUAUCUUACUCCUCGUGCCCCACAAUUAAAGCUGCACAGGAAACAAGCAGCGGUUACGAGGCGCUCCCCCCCCUCCCCCUCUCCUCCAGCCCUGCCAUUGGCACAUGGCAGAGGAGAAGGAGGAGGAGGAGGAGGAGGAGGAGGAGGAGGAAGGCUCCUCCAGAGGAGCUGCAAAAUGCGCUCCUGGUGCUGCAGAGGUGGUGCUGUGAAGCCUGUUGGUAGCACGGUAGCAGCCCUGGUUGUUCUUGUCGCAUGGUUUGCAUUCAGGGAGCACAGAGCUCACUGCCAGCGUUUUCUAUUCCUUGGCCAGCAGCGCAUCUUCAGCUUCUGGGAAGGAGCUGCCCUCCCCCUGCACGAAGAUCUUGUCAUUAGUUUAAUUGCAGGGCGGGCAGGGCUGAUGGGAGCGUGUCACUGCCUCGGCGGUGCGCCAGCGCUGGCUCUCAGCAUUGCUACCAGUCCCUGUGCCUCCAGGUAACCAUCCCUCACCUCCCCGCUCCUCAGAUGGGGUGAAGAGGAGAUGCCCAUCUUCCCAUCUUCCCAAGGAGAUCUCGAGCACGGCAAUGGAGGAAGCCUUGUGAACGCCAAGGAUGAGCCUAAAAUACAGAAUCUCCACUGGCCGCGGGCAGCCAGCAGAGAAAAACGUUUCCAUGCCUCUCCUGUGGUUUAUGUAGGAACAAAGUGCCGUGCAGUGAUGCGUCGUGGGGCUGAAGGAAGUAUUGAUGGCUGGGAAUCGAUAUCUCCAGCGGGAAGCUCCUCAUGGGCUGGUAAUCAAGUCUGAGAAAGCAACAAGAGUAGGACAAGAGGAGGAAGUGCCAGCUGGGCUGUGAGGAAGUGACAGAGCAGUGAUGAGAGCUUCAGCAUUGCCACCAGUGCAGGAGCACCUCGUCCUUGGGCAGAGCUGCUGCUUCCUCAUGGCACCGCUGCAGCCCACGGCCCUGUGCCCUCCAUCGCAUGCUCUGAGCUCAGAGCUUGCACGUGGCAGCCCCAGCUCUGCACUUCACACCCUGUGGACCCCCAUCCUCACGCAGCCCAGCAGUCUCUCCGCCCAGCACCCCACACCUCAUGCACCUUGCACCCGUGCACCUUGAAUCCCACAGCCUGCAUCCAUGCACCCUUCAUCCCUUGCACCCUACAUCCUUCAUUCCAUAAAUCCUACGCCCUUCAUCCCAUGCAUAAUUCCUCCCUUGAACCCUAAAUGGUGCAUGCAUCCGUGCACCCUACACUCUUCAUUCCCCACAAGCUACACCCUACACCCCAUGCACCCUUCAUUCCAUUCACCUUCCAUCCCGUGCACCCUUCAUCCAAUGCACUCUAAGCCCUUCAUUCCAUGCACCCUACACCCUCCAUCCCACGCACCCUCCAUCCAACGCUCUACACCCUCAUGCCCCAUUCCGUCCCCACCCGCUGCCGGUUCAGCACCCGGACAGCGCCGCGCCGGCCCGGUGUCGGUCCCGGUCCCGGUUCCGGUUGCUAAGUGGGCACUGAGCCCACCACACACCGGCAGAUGAGAGGGGAGCUCUCCCUUCCCCUGAGCUCCGAGCGCCAAAGCGAGCAGGGAGGAGAGCUGGGACCAACGGGAGCCGUGCAGGAAAAGCACAAGAACCAAACAACAACAUCCGCUCAAAAACCCAAAGAGAUGCCGACCUCUCACCGGGAAGCAGCCCUCAGACCCCCACACCGGCUCAGCCCACCCCCCCAUUUUGCAAAGCGAGACAACCACCACCCCUCUCAGCACUCCAGCUGCUAUCCCAGGUGGGGCGAGAGCACCCUGACGCCCUCCAUACCCACCCACUGCCUCCUGCAGCACAGCCUCGGUUUUCCCCUCUGCGAACCUCUUGCACUGCCUGCAAGGAAACGUCCUAAAAACGCCAGAAAAAAAAAA
Meleagris gallopavo (turkey) is the source of this 4432-nucleotide messenger RNA. RefSeq names its product potassium calcium-activated channel subfamily N member 3 (gene KCNN3). The record is from RefSeq and is a predicted model, not a curated record. Gene Ontology annotation, biological process: potassium ion transport. Gene Ontology annotation, cellular component: membrane. Gene Ontology annotation, molecular function: calmodulin binding; small conductance calcium-activated potassium channel activity. NCBI's taxonomy places the organism in Eukaryota, Metazoa, Chordata, Aves, Galliformes, Phasianidae.